GUCAGCGUUUCCUCCCGGCCGCGGUUACCGUCUACCUCCGUUAUUAGUCUUAUUUGGGAUCACAGUGUGUGUGUGUGUGUGUGUUUGGAGUGUGUCCUUUCCCCCAGUGCGCUGUAAUUAUCCAGCUCGAUGUCCUCGCUAUCAGAACAGCAGCAGGGAGAUUCAAGGCGAAGUGCGCGGUUGGUGUCAAGCAAAUACUACCUGCAUGACGAUGACACAGCGAGCAACAGCUCCACCGGAUCCGCGGGACUAAUCUCUUAUAAAGAGAGUCCCGUCAGGGCUUUCAGCAGGAGGAAAGUGGGACCUCGCAAAGGGGGCGGGGCUUCCCACGGCAGCAAAGUGACCAAUUCCCAGACUCCAAGCCCGACCGAGUUCCUCACGCCCAGGAAGACUUUUACUUUUCAGGCUCCUCGCAGCACCGUGACCUCUGUGACCUCUUCAGCCCCGAGCACUUCGGCUCAGGUGGAUCCAUCAGGGUUCUCCUCGGGAUAUUCCUCAGCAGAGGAAGGAUACGGGCGGAAAAGCAGCGCCACACACAGUGCCCCCACCAACAACACCACCGCCGCCACCACCACCAACACCAACCCUGCUUAUACUCAGUCAAAGGGAUGGAUGGGACACAGAGACAUCCUGACUGCGCCAGUUGUGAGAAACAUCCUGACUGCGCCAGUUGUGAGAAACAUCCUGACUGCGCCAGUUGUGAGAAACAUCCUGACUGCGCCAGCCCGUGCCCUGGCGGUGGUGUACGUUUGGCUGGGCGUGGCGUGGUACAGUAUAACGUCUGGAAUGUCUCUGCUUAAUGUUUCUCUGCUCAGCAAGUGCACUGCGGGUGUAAGGAAGUCCGUUCUCCUCUUCAUCCUUUUCCUCCUGCUGCUUUUUUGUAUGUGGUACUGGUACCCGUGGGUUAUUGCACUGUUUCCCCGUUCAACUCGAACUACUCCGAUUCAGCCCCAUGCCACGACUCAAGCGCCAAUUCAGCCUCGCGUGGAUAACCGUGAGACUUACGCAAGUUUUGCAGCUCUAAGAGACGAACUCUACGCCGAUCUGCGGGAACGAGAGAACAAAUGGCUCGAGGACAGGGACAGGGGUUUGGAAGAUAUGCUGAAAGCGAUCAAGUUACUGAAGGAAGACGGAGAAAAACAGAAGCGCAUGCAUGAGGUUUUGCAAAUGGAUGUGCAUGACCUAAAAAUUCGAGUGAGGAAUGUCGACUCGGAGCAUAACGGCCUGAUUAAAGAGGAAACCCUUGGGAUGCAGAAUCAGAUUUCUGAGCUGAAACUGGACGUGUCUAAACUUCACUCAGCCUCCGAGUACCAAAAUCGCAGACUGGAUGCCCAGGAAGCUCAAAACAGAAAGUUAAAGACGGAGCUCUCUGAUUGGCUGCUGAACCAGCUGUCUGGUUCAGUCAAAUCUGAGGGAGAUGUAGUAAUGCGCCCUGAGCUGCAGAGGGCGCUGGAGGACCUGGAAAAGAAACUACUGGACAGAUUGGAACAGGAGCGGAGGGGAGAGGAGAGGAGAGAUGUGUGGAGGACAGUGGGAGAGACGCUGCAGGAGGAAGGAGUGGGAGCAGUCAGCAUAACGGAUGUUGAACGCAUCGUGCAAAGGGCGCUGAGCCUCCACAAGGCUGAUGGGAUCGGCCUGGCCGACUACGCGCUGGAGUCUUCAGGUGCCAGUGUGGUAAACACUCGUUGCUCAGAAACAUAUCACACCAGAUCAGCCUGUAUCAGUCUGUUUGGAUUUCCUCUGUGGUAUCCCUCAGAAAGCCCUCGCACUGUUAUACAGCCCGAGCUCCACCCCGGUAAGUGCUGGCCGUUCCGUGGUUCCGAAGGCUUUCUGGUCAUCGCUUUGUCUCACCCUGUCCAAAUCACUCAAGUCACCCUGGAGCACCUGCCCCGGAUUCUCUCACCCACUGGACGCAUCGACAGCGCCCCCAAGGACUUCGCUGUUUAUGGAAUGAUCAGUGAGGAGAAAGAGGAAGGGAAACUUCUCGGAACGUUCACUUAUGACCAGGACGGAGAAUCCAUCCAGACCUUCGUAGUUCAGCAUCCUCAGAGUGAGGUGUACGGCCUGGUGGAGCUGAGGAUCCUCAGUAAUUGGGGUCACCCUGAGUACACCUGUGUGUAUCGCUUUAGGGUCCACGGCCAGCCGCGGCUGCCUAAAGAGCACUGAAGGGAAGGACAGAGUUUAAGCUAUCUAUGCAAAAAAAAAAAAAAAAAAAAACAUUAAAAUGUUUAGCAAUGCACUUAAAGUUGCUAAUGCUCCUCAAUGAACGCUAAACAUCCAAAACAAGAGAGUGAAAGCUAGAAAAAGAAAAAAAAGAGUGUGAUGGCGAUAUAUCAAGAUGUUCAUGACCUCAAGAUCAUAUCAAGUUUGUUUUUCUCCAUCACACUUUACACACCUGACAAGCGCAGAAGAAACAAACACAGGGUUACAGUACGUUAUCUUACGCUAAUAUACAGUAUAACGUAUACAUUUAUGUAAAAAAAGAAAAGAAGAAAAACAAAAACAAUCCUCCGUUUGCACUAUUUGCUAACCAACUCCUAACGAAUGUACCUUUAAUUUUUUUUAUAAUUUACUUUUCUAUUGGUAUGAUUUUUUUUAAAAAGAAGGUAGACAAAUAUUUAUUAAUACAUACAUACAUUUUAACACCGACUCAUUAGCACAAUGCUAAUCAAAGGGUUUAGUUAUUAACAGUAUUAGCAUUUCUGAGUUCUCUUGCUGGAGAGAGGGUGAAUUCAGCUAAAUCUAGUUAGCGGUUAAAAAGUUUCAUAGCUCGUUUGUAUAUACUGUAUUUGUUUCAAAUGUGUUAUUUGUGUUUAUUUUAAUUAUUUACUGCAAAUUUUCUACAAUUUGUAAUUACACAUACAGUAUGGUUACAAAGGUCAAGAUAAAAUUGUUAGACAUCCAUACUUAGCUCUACAGGUGAGGAAUAAAACACUCUGCGUUGUUCCCAAAAAUAAUCAAUUGUAAUUAUAUUUUGUAAAAUAAUCAAAAAUGUUGUGGCGUGAUAAAGUGGAAUCAUCCUAACCAUGAGCAGAAAUGUCCUCUUUCACCACAGGAAUUUGUCAACAAAUGUUCACCUAUUAACAAAGACAAAUUGCGCUUUUUAUCUAUUUAUCAUAACUUUGAAACAAAAUAGAGGGCCAAUUUAAAUUAAAUAAUGAAACAUUUAUUAAAUUUCAGAUAAUUCUCUGUAAAUGUCCCUCUUUUUAGAUCUGUAGUGUCCCAAAUCUCGAUAUAUAAAAUAUGUUCCCUGGAUCGUACACUAUGUUAUUGUUACCCAUAAUGCAACAUAAAUCUUGUGUGCAACCAGUGUUUACUGCUUCUGUAUAACAAAGAAAAAACUUUAGGUUGAAAUCUACAGAAAUCUUUUUAUGCUUGUGAUUUCUCAAAAUUCAGCCAUUAUGCAGUUUUAAACUCAUCUAAUUGCUUUCAACAAAUUACUUAAUUAUGUUAAGCUCAGUUUAACACAAUAUCUUCAUAAAAGCAGAUCACUGGCUAGAUUUUCUUAGUAGUAGCUUUACAUUUUUUUUUUUUAUUUAGUGGUGUAGUUUACUGUAUACAUUUUCUGUUCCAUAUUAUCAUAUCAAGUUUUGAUUUUGAGGUACAUUUACAUGCAAUGAUUAAAAGAUCAUAUUUUUUUCUUCAUAUUUACAAUGCAAGCUACAGUACUUGUUUAGUUUAGCAUUUCAGUUAUUUAUUAAUUUUUUUGUUAAAAAGCGCCUUACUAGACUAAGCUGUUUAUCUGUUUUUGUAGAUUAGAAAUGUUUUUAAAUGGGAAAUAAUAUGUUUUAAAAGUAAUAAAAUCUUGAUCAAUUGUGUAGAAACAUUUUAAUAUUUAAAUCUGAAAUAUUCUUGUAACAUUAAACUGUCAACUUUCUGUAUAUGAGCUAAAAAUGAAAAAAAUUUAAUUUUUGACGUAGAGAAAAUAUUUAAAUUUUUGGGUUGUUGCUCAAAGGUGUAAACUUUCAGACUUAGUUUUAUUGUUGUUUUUAUUUUAAAAAGCUGAAUUUUCUGUAUAUUAUGGUCAUUUGCAUUGCCUAAAAGUGUUAACUUUUAGAUUUUCAUACCUGUACCAUUAAGAGAAAAAGUAACAAUAUUACACAAAAUUUAUUUUAUUUAUAGUCAAAUUGUUCCCCAAAUGCGCUGUACUUGUAUGUGCUGAUUUAAACGUUUUGCUUAUUUUAAGCUAGAAGUAGUGUAACAGUAUCAAGUUUAUGUUUAAAACAUGAGCAUCUAUUUUACUUCAUAACUGAUGUAUUGUUUUUGAUCGUAUUAAAAUCUAUUUUCGUAUUUUUAUUUAUUGUAUUAGGAUCGGAUUUAAAAUUAAUUUCUGCUGAAUUGAUCAAUUUGAAAUUUGAUUUAUGAAGUUCUGUAUGUGGGUGUAGUUAAAGGACAUGCACUGUGCUGGAUUGUGUAAUAAAUUUCAUUACUUUGUUCUUCUAAACUCCCCUGCUGGGACAGGGCAACAUUUUAAUAUUUGUGUUAAUUGUUUAUACCCAAAGUGCUCUUUAUGUUACACAUAAUUAAGCAGUCGGAAUAGAUUUAUGUUUGUUCAUGCUUUCUUUAUUAAAGGAGAUCAAUUUUCUUCUUUCAAAAUUUCUGAAUUGUACAAUAAUGAACCAUUUUCACUAAACAACAUAAUGGAUCGUUAAACGAUCGUGUAAUUACUUUUUUAUUUCAACCAACUGUUCACCUUUGUUAUUCUGUUUAAAAACACCCUAAACAACAAGCUCAAGCAUCGUACUUGAAAAUAUUGCUUUCAUGCCAAGAAGAAUUUGCUGCGAUAGCAGUCAAUGUGUAAUUUCUGGGUGUUAUUUUUUAAAUUAUUAUUAUAUUGAUCUUUGCAGUAUUUCUUAUUUACAAUCCAGACACCAACCAGACUUUUUCUUUCAGUUAGAAAAGGAAAUAAGCAAGAAUUACAUGAAAGAGCUUGAAAGCAUAACUCACUAACAUUUUUUUAUUCAUUUAAAAAAAGUUAUAAAAUAAAAAGUUAUAUGGACAUUUUGGAUGGCUGUUUUGAAAUAAAAUACCAAGUUGA
This is a messenger RNA of Clarias gariepinus (North African catfish), 5038 nucleotides long. RefSeq names its product Sad1 and UNC84 domain containing 2 (gene sun2). The transcript is spliced from 18 exons. Gene Ontology annotation, cellular component: nuclear envelope; meiotic nuclear membrane microtubule tethering complex. The coding region runs from base 130 to 2166 and encodes 678 amino acids. Gene Ontology annotation, biological process: nuclear envelope organization. Gene Ontology annotation, molecular function: protein-membrane adaptor activity. NCBI's taxonomy places the organism in Eukaryota, Metazoa, Chordata, Actinopteri, Siluriformes, Clariidae. The record is from RefSeq and is a predicted model, not a curated record.